GUGGCACUACUGACACCAUGUAUGGCACGAAAUCAGUAACCUGGUCACUGUGAGAAGGCACUAACCAGUCCUGUUGUGGUGGCUGCCAGUGCCCGGAGAGGCGGGAGAGCUCAGUGUCACGCGCACACACACACACACAUAACACACGCACACACACACCGCUGCACUGCAUGAUGUUGCUGGACAGCGGACACGAGGGGACGCUCCUGGAGGGGGAAGAGCUGGCGCAGCAGCAGAAGGACUUCACAGCCUACAAGAACGGUUUGGUUCGCUUCAGUCCCGGCGGGUGGCUCUUAACUAAGAAGUUCACCAAAUUCGCUAAUAGCAUUUACAACUUCAAGUGGCGGAGCAGUGACGUGGUGGUGAUGACGUACCCCAAGUGUGGCACCACCUGGACCCAGGAAAUCAUCUGGACCAUGAGGAACAACACCAACUUCGACCAUCCCCACGCCAAUGAGCCCAUCAUGGACCGAUCUCCCUUCAUUGAAUUUGACAUGUUCUUACCAGAUGGACUGACCCGGGACAGUCGAUUAGUGGCGGCAGAAGCCCCAUCAUUUUUGCGCCUAUAUCCAGACGCUGACCCCAAUGAUGGAGUGUACAUAAAGACCUCAGCGGCCACGCCUGACCCAAGAACCAUAAAGACACACCUGCCCUUCUCUCUCCUCCACCCUUCACUUCUGGAAACAGCUAAGGUGGUAUACGUGGCCAGGAACCCCAAGGAUGUGCUACUCUCCUACUGUCACCACUCACGGAUCUUGUUUGAGCAUGGCUUUCAAGGCACCAUGGAGGAUUUCUACAAAUACUUCAUCGAUGGAGACUUGUUGUUCGGCCCCUACGACGAGCAUGUAAAGGAGGCGUGGGAGAGACGCACCCACCCAAACCUUCACUUUGUGUUCUACGAGGACAUGCAGGUCGACAUCAUGAAGGAGUUACGCAGACUGAAUGACUUCCUGGACACCCAGCUGACGGAGGAGCAGCUGAAGAAGGUGGCAGACUACACCUCCUUCGAGAGCAUGAAGACCCGAGGAAAUGAGCAAGUGAAUGAUUUUGUCAACCAAGACGCAUUUAAGAAAGACGGAGGAUUCUUCAGAAAGGGGAAGAGCGGUGACUGGAAGAAGAGCCUCACUCCAGAACUUAUUGCUGAGAUGGACUCGUGGACUGCCAAACGCUUUAACUUUGGCGUCACCUUUAAGUAAUCGGAGGGAUACUCAGACCACACUGAUGACCUGCUGAGUCGCCGUCCGUGGUCUCAUGCACAAAGGAAUGAAGAUAACAGUUUGCAGGAUCGGCCCUGCAUUACGCCUUGCAGCACAUUGUCAGAGCGAAUUGGUGACAUCGAGCCCCUUGAAACGACCGAAUUUGAAUGGAACGAUGAGUUUAAGGAUACAACCGGUACACAGAAACCUCAGAACAGCAGAGGAGUUUAGGGAUACAAUCAGCCCAAAACCCCCAAGAAUAAUAGAGGAAUAUGAGAAUACAACCGACCUAAGGAAACCCAAAACAACAGUGGUGGGAGGCAGGGCUAUCACACCUCUCCAUCUGAAAUUGACCUCUCUUUUGGUCACUCUUCACUACUCUCUUUUAUAGGAGCAGUGCUUAGCGGGCUUCUUUGAUUUCAUAUGUUCUUGCCUUGAGCUGUUUCCUUUACUGUUAAAAAAAAAAAAAAUACAGCUCCAAGGAUGUCUCCGGCGUGGGAGUCUGGGGGCGUGAGCUGACAUGAUUAAGUUUAGUUGAAAGCUGAUCAGAGAGGCCUGGUUUUAGUUUGUGAUAUUUCUACAAGUUCUGCACUGAGUAGAACACAAAACCUUUCAGUAAAUACCAUAUCAUCCCUGUCAACUAAAAUAUAAUAAAAGUCUGCUGCAGAAUGUU
Messenger RNA from Eriocheir sinensis (Chinese mitten crab), 1869 nucleotides. RefSeq names its product sulfotransferase 1C4-like. The record is from RefSeq and is a predicted model, not a curated record. The coding region runs from base 171 to 1196 and encodes 341 amino acids. Gene Ontology annotation, cellular component: cytoplasm. Gene Ontology annotation, molecular function: sulfotransferase activity. Lineage: Eukaryota; Metazoa; Arthropoda; Malacostraca; Decapoda; Varunidae. The transcript is spliced from 8 exons. Gene Ontology annotation, biological process: sulfation.